AUGACAACUGCUGGUGCUGCUGGAGAAAUCAUACCCUUUGUCCAUUACUAUUGUGCAUGUCCCGAUCUCACUACCACGCCGCAACCCACUGAUCCACAAAGGUCGCCUGAUGUCGGUUUGAAAAAGGAAGGCGUUGACGAUGCCAAGAGUAUCGGCCCCAGUAGCGCAAGCACCAGCACCAGUAGCAACCAUCACAAGGAGCAUAAUAUCGAUGCAUCGACCACGGGCUAUCAUUUGCUCUCGCGUAAAGCAUCCAACUAUCUAUACCCACUUUCGAGAUUGUACUUUUGCGAAGAUUGCCACCAAAUCCGCUGUCCUUCGUGUGUCCAAGACGAAAUAAUGUCAUAUUACUGCCCCAACUGCUUAUUCGAGGUACCCACAGCGAGCGUCAAGAGUGAAAAGAAUAGAUGUGCACGUAACUGCUUCCAAUGUCCCAUAUGCCAAAACACGCUAUCCGUCGUUGCUGCCCAAGAACCAACACCCUCCAGUACACCUGCCACUGCCGGUCCCUAUUUCCUCUUUUGCAAUGUGUGUCGGUGGAAUUCUAAAGAAGUCAACAUGACAUUUGAAAAACCUACCAGUUUGGCAUUACAACUACAAAAGACAGAGGAAGCAUUACCAGAUGCCAAGGAAUUCGACCAUCUCAAAGAACACUUUGAAAAGCAUUUGCGACUCAAUCCACCACCACCACUUCCGCCCAGCUUGUUAUCACUCUCCAGUCCUGGCGCUUUCAGCAAAUUGAUGGGAACAAUGUCAAAUCCGCAUUCGCAAGCUCAGUGCAAACUUGAUGAUAUCGACACGUAUGAGCCAAGCGUUCAAGUACCGGAUGAUGAUCUCAAACUCGUGGAUAAGCUCAUGACGCUUCGCAAUGUGGAUGAGAUCUCCACUUUGCGACAACGUUCAAGCCAACUCCAUAAUCAACCUUAUCUACGCAAGGAUAUCCAUCCACAACGUAUUCAUCUUAGCAUCAAACGAUCCAAGCGUUGCAGGACAUGCAGACACAUCCUUAUUCGUCCAGAACAAAAGGCCCAAAUCACUCGAUUCAAAAUCAAGUUGGUUGCCAUGAAUUACAUCCCCAAUAUCACCAUUGUGAAACUACCUCGCAAGACAUGGCCAUUACACGUCGGCAUUCCUACUCAAUUUGUGCUAAAGUUCACCAAUCCACUCUAUGAAGAAAUGAGUGUUACGCUGGCAACGCCACAACAACAUAAAAAGCCUGCCAUGGGUCUUGGUGCAACGGCUGAGGAAGAACAAGAGACAACAACACCUGAUGAACCCAAGGUGGGUGGCAAGGUAACGAUCCUCUCGCCUCAUUUCAAGGUUGGUGCAUUCAAUGAAAUGAUGGAGUAUGACGAUGAGAUAUACCCUACGGGUCCCAGUAGCCGUAGCCGUUCUGGAUUCUCGGCUGGUUUGUCAUCGUCUUGGGCAGAUGGUGUGCAUGAAAAGAAGAAUAAUUAUACCAGCAUCAUUGUGGAAGUGAUCCCUGAAGAAGCGGGCGAAUUCAAGUUUCCAUUGCUUGUGACCUACAAUUACCGAUCAGGACAAGACCGCAUGGAUGCAUCAUCAGGUGAUAUUGAUGAGGAGGAUAUCGAGGAUAUGGAUGUGGAUGAUAGUACGGAUGGUGGAUCUCGGAAAGCCAACUCGUCAAUGCGAUUAGAUGAUGAUCGGAUCAAGAGCUAUUCGUUUUGGUGUUUGAUCGGUCUUGGUCAAGUCGUUUCGGAUGCCGAGAAAUAG
Molecule: messenger RNA, 1734 nt
Organism: Lichtheimia ornata
Lineage: Eukaryota; Fungi; Mucoromycota; Mucoromycetes; Mucorales; Lichtheimiaceae
Exons: 8
Coding region: 1-1734 (577 amino acids)
Cellular component (GO): dynactin complex
Source: RefSeq, a predicted model, not a curated record